AUGUUGAUGCAAGUGUCGCAAAGUUCCUUGACGAUAAUCGCUUUUGCUAAUAGGUAAUUAUUCUAACGGAAAGAGUUUUGCAGUGAUACAAGAAUUUUCCACUUAACCUAUUAACGAUCAUGUGUAUAAGUCAAUGUUUGCGUUAUUAUUAAACUCGUUUUAUGAUAUCUUUUUCAGUGCAGUGCGAAGAAGAAGUGUUUGUUUUUUGAAAAAAUGUAGCUUUUCCUCUCAAAAGACAAUUAAUAAUAAUAUAACACGAAAAUCAAUCGUCACACCAUUUCCUCCGCUAACUCAGCCAGUACCUAACUUGCCUAAAGCAGUUUAUGCCACUGCUAAAGAGGAACAUCAGGUUACCAAAGUAACAGUUUUAUCAAAUGGAUUGAAAGUUGCCUCGGAAAAUCGAUUUGGCCAAUUUUGCACAGUAGGCAUCUACCAAAACUUAUAAGAAUAAAGACGAGAUAAUGCUGGCGUUAGAGAAACAUGGAGGCAUAUGUGAUUGUCAAGCAUCCAGGGAUACAUUUGUCUAUGCAGCAUCAGCUGAACGUCGUGGAUUGGAUACUGUUGUACAAAUUCUGGGUGAUAUUGUUUUAAGGCCUCAAAUUACACAGGAGGAGGCUGCAUAUAGAAAUAACACCCUUGGACUGCCAAAGAUUUGUCCAAAAGAAAAUGUUGAUCAUAUAGAUAGAAAAAUAUUAUUUGAGUAUUUAAAAUGUCAUUACACGCCACAUAGGAUGGUAGUAGCUGGAGUUGGUGUAGAGCACGAGGAUCUCGUUUCAGCAGUUCAAAAAUAUUUUGUUGAAGAAAAAUCGAUCUGGGAGGAAGAAGAGGGAGGGCAAGUACAAAAUGACUCCGUAGGAAAACGUGUAAAUACAGUUGACACUUCGAUUGCUCAAUAUACUGGAGGUUACAUACUAGAAGAAUGUAAUGUUCCCGUAUAUGCAGGACCCAGUGGUCUACCAGAAUUGUCGCAUGUCGUAAUAGGCUUGGAAGGCUGUUCUCAUCAGGACUCGAAUUUUGUAGCAAUGUGCGUUUUAAAUAUGAUGAUGGGAGGUGGUAGUAGUUUCAGUGCUGGUGGUCCAGGAAAGGGAAUGUAUACUCGUCUGUAUACAAACGUACUUAAUAGAUAUCACUGGUUGUACAGUGCAACUGCGUAUAAUCACGCGUACGCCGACACAGGACUGUUUUACAUUCACGCAUCUUGUACACCAUCUCAUGUCAGAGACAUGGUGGAAGUGAUCGUGCACGAGAUGGUUACUAUGACAAACAAUAUUACGGAUAACGAGUUAGCGAGAGCAAAGAAACAAUUGCAGUCUAUGUUACUCAUGAAUUUGGAACAAAGACCGGUUGUAUUUGAAGAUAUUGGAAGACAAGUUUUAGCAACUGGUUCUAGGAAACGACCAGAAUACUUCAUAAAAGCAAUUGGUACUAAUGAGAUAUCAAAAGACGAUGUAAAAAGUGUGGCACAUCGUUUACUUAAAUCACCGCCUAGUGUAGCAGCUCGAGGGGAAGUAAAAACUGUUCCUUCAAUCCGAGAUAUUCAAGCUGGAUUAAUUGAUGUGCAAGGCAGAUUACCCGGCUCCCGUAGCAGAUUGUCACUUUUUCGUUAA
Molecule: messenger RNA, 1607 nt
Organism: Heterotrigona itama
Lineage: Eukaryota; Metazoa; Arthropoda; Insecta; Hymenoptera; Apidae
Source: the annotation of a GenBank genome assembly